AUGCCGUACCAACAGGCCCUGCCCACACCGGACCACAACCACCACCACAACCACGACCACCACCAGGAGGAUCCGAAAUCGUCGCCCCACAGGAGUCAGUGGUACCCGGAUGUGUACUCGAAAUCCUUCAUCUCGGAUCAUGAGCGCUCCAUCAAUAUCUACCCCGCGUCGACGGUCAGGGCCCAGCCGCCACCGCGUGUGGACUUCGCCCGGUUCGUUGAGAACUUCGCGGGGAAGGGAUUCCUGUCGCAAUGGGUGCCCGCUGUGAUGCCGAUGGAGAUGGCGACAAACGCUGUGGCGAUCGCGAUCGGUCCGUUCGCGCUUGAUUCCGAAAACUACGGGGCACAUUUCUUGAAGCUCCUGGCGGAGGAAAUCGCGGCGGAUGAUACGAUCAGUAAGAGCUAUAAUCUGUACAAUGCUACGAUCAUUCCGCAGGAUCCUAGCCAGUUUCUGUUUCAACUGCAGCUGCCGGGGUUAAGGGAGAAUACACCGAUGGUCCAGCUUGGAGAUCUGAUUAAACUCAGGCAGGUCAAGCCGGGAAUGCCAGGGUACUAUCCGGUGUUUACGGGUUACGAGCACGAGACGUAUGUUUACGGAAUCGAUAAGACGGUGGGAUAUGUGGUCCUGAGGGCGGAUGGGCUAUGGCUGGAGCCGGGAGGGAAGUUCAAUGUGAUUUUCGGAGUUCAGGAACAGCGGUGGGAGGGAUGCAAGCGGGCGAUUGCCAACAUUGGGAAUUCGCUGCCGAUUCCCGGCCAGAAGAAAACCGAGGAUGGCACCGAUACCGCCGAGCGUCCGUACUUGAAAAGGAUGCUAUUUCCGGAGAAGUCGGAUGGGAAGAUGCAGCACACGCUCACCCGAGGGGUAUUUGAGACGCACUGGAUCGAUAGGGAGUUGAAUUACGAGCAGCAUAAAGCUGUUGAUUCGAUCCUGAGGCAGGAUUACGGGAGCGUUCCUUUCAUAAUAUCCGGUCCUCCUGGGACGGGAAAGACGAAGACGAUCGUCGAAGCAGUCCUUCAGCUCAUCUAUGCACCUCGAACUCCAAGGCACCACAUACUGCUCUGCGCCCCUUCGCAGGAGGCUGCUGACACUCUUGCCCUCCGGCUAGCCCAGCAUCUCGACCCGACGGUGCUUUUCCGCCUGCAAUCGAACACCCGGACGUUCUCGGAGGUCCCCAUCAGGCUGAUGACCUACACCCACAUCGAGAACGACAUGUUUUCGAUUCCGGAGUGGAAAAAGCUCAUGAGAUUCCGGGUUGUCGUCUGCUCAUGCCGCGAUGCGGAUAUCCUGGUCCAGGCGCGAUGUACAAAUCGCGAUCUCGGCCGUUGGGAGAAGAGCGUGGUAGACUCGUUGCGUGGAGUCGCCGAGGACUCGCCGGAUUUUGUGGAGGUCGGGGAGAGUGUGCGUCUCCAUUGGUCCGCUCUACUCGUCGACGAGGCUGCUCAGGGAAUGGAGCCUGAGAUUGUCAUUCCUUUGUCGGUUGUUGCGCCACCAGAAGAGGCCAGCAGUGAUAAACCCAUCGUGGUCAUGGUCGGGGACCAGCGUCAGCUCGGACCCAUCACCGUGAAGGAUGGGGAGCUGAGGAUAAGUGCUUUCGAGAGACUGUUUGCUAGGCCGAUCUACAGCGAACACCCGUGGCGAAGGGAGCUAUAUUCGACUUUUGGUGGCAUCAAAGGUCGUUCGGAGGAGGUGACGGCAGAUCUUCGAGCAAAGAUGCUACCGUGUCUUUACCCAGCGUUCACCAACUUGGUCCGGAAUUACCGCUCUCACGCAGCCAUCCUUGCGGUACCUUCGGCGUUCUUCUACAACGACACCUUGAUCCCCGAAGCUACGGAUUCAAGCGCCCUGGAAGGCUGGACCGGUUGGAAAGGAUCCCCCGUCAUGCCCGUAAAGCUGAUACUCAACUCCGGCCUUGACGAAUCUCACGAAGAAGCCAUUUCAUUCUACAAUCUCCGCGAGAUUAAGCUUGCGGUUGAAACCGUUCAGUCCCUUCUGUCGCCCGAUUUCUGGCCUGAGGACGAAAACGGGAAAAAUACAGUGCCCAUCACUCCGCACCAAAUCGCCGUGAUGUCGCCUUUCCGAGAACAGGUUAAGCGCCUCCGAAAGGCCUUUAGGGCAGCGGAUCUGAAUAAGGUCAACGUCGGACCAGUCGAGGCUUACCAGGGUGCCGAAUAUCGCUUCGUCAUCAUCUGCACUACGCGAGCCAGGGAGCGGUUCCUCAAGAAUGACAGAGAGAAAGGCGCCGGCCUGAUAUUCGAGGAGAGGCGCGCCAAUGUUGCCUUAACCCGAGCUAAGCAAGGCCUGGUCGUCAUUGGCAACCCGUGGAUCCUUGAGCGCGACAGCAUCUGGCGGGAAUGGAUGAGCUUCGCCUGGCGCCACGACGCCGUCGACUUUGAUUCCGAGGAAGACUUCAGCCCCAGGGCCAAGCACAAGGAGAAGGUGUUCACUCCCGACCUCUCGGCUUCACCCGCCUCCUCCUCCGCCACUUCUGCCUGCGCCACACCAAAAACCUACGCUUCCGUUCAAUCCGCGGGGAAAUCUAAGCCUGUCAAUGCAUGGCGACCGCGCGGGGAUGUCGAGUCGACAGGUCUGUUUAGUAGACUUGAGACGGCGUUGGUGUUCAGGUCCAAGGCGAGGGAUGGCGCAGUGUUCGGAUUCAAUUCAGGAUGGGAUGAGGACGAUCCCAUGUUUCUGGCGGGAAUUGCGGCGGAGGAGGAGGUUACGAGGCAGAUUGAGAUCAAUGGGUGGUAAUAGGUUGUUUUUUUCACUUUCUUCCUGGUAUAAUUUAGGGCGAAGGAGGUUUUUUUUCUGGUAAUACGUGGGAUGGGAUUGUCAUUUUUUUUUGAAGGGAAGGUUUUUUUUUUCUGGUAAUACGUAGGAUGGAAUUGUCAUUUGUUUUAGGGCGAUGAGAUGAGAUGAGAUGGGAUGGGAUGGGAAUAUGCUGUCUUCUGUGGUGUUCAAUUGUUGCAACUUGCUGCUUGGUAUUAUUAUUAGCUAGAGAAUUGGCUUGAUUGCUUUGAUUUGACCGUCCAUGCCAUAUACUACGUAAAAAAG
Messenger RNA from Tricharina praecox, 3051 nucleotides. Its product is annotated as P-loop containing nucleoside triphosphate hydrolase protein. The record is from RefSeq and is a predicted model, not a curated record. The transcript is spliced from 5 exons. Gene Ontology annotation, molecular function: 5'-3' RNA helicase activity; RNA binding. The coding region runs from base 1 to 2748 and encodes 915 amino acids. Gene Ontology annotation, biological process: regulatory ncRNA-mediated post-transcriptional gene silencing. Lineage: Eukaryota; Fungi; Ascomycota; Pezizomycetes; Pezizales; Pyronemataceae. Gene Ontology annotation, cellular component: P granule; cytosol.